AGCGCUGGUUCCUCAUCAGCUCAUCGAGCCGCUGCCCCCUUCGCUGACAGCUCCGCCGACCCGGCACAGAGAGAGGGAUCGCCGGCCGCUCAUCGGGAACACAACCGGUGCGACCUCUUCUUUCACGCGGGGGACAAUUUAAACAGAAGCACAAUACGAGGAUGCUGGCUGCAUGAAGAGAACGAUGGCACAGAAAGACACGCUGCUUCAUCUUUUCGCCGGGGGGUGUAGUGGUACGGUGGGGGCCAUCGUGACCUGUCCCCUGGAGGUGCUGAAGACACGGUUACAGUCCUCUGGCCUCACCCUCCGGCCCAUCUUCCAGGUCCAUCUAGGCACCUUAAGUGGUACGGGAGUUAUUCGACCGGGGCCUAGCCUGCUGCAGGUCCUACGAUCAAUUCUUGAAAAAGAGGGACCAAGAUCACUUUUCCGAGGUCUGGGACCGAACCUUGUUGGUGUGGCCCCCUCAAGAGCCAUUUACUUUGCUGCGUACUCAAAAUCGAAAGAAAAAUUCAAUGGGCUGUUCGUCCCUAAUAGCGGAUUGGUGCACAUGUCCUCUGCUGGUGUUGCAGCUUUCGUUACCAACUCUCUGAUGAACCCCAUCUGGAUGGUGAAGACCAGGAUGCAGCUGGAGAAAAAAGCCAGAGGAGAGAAGAAGAUGAAUGCACUGCAGUGCGCCCGCUAUGUUUACAGAACAGAAGGGAUCCGCGGUUUCUACCGAGGCCUGACUGCAUCUUACGCCGGCAUCUCGGAGACCAUGAUCUGCUUCCUCAUCUACGAGACACUGAAGAAACAUCUCGCCGAGAGCCAGUUCGCCUCCGCGAAUGGCGAAAAGGAGAAAGGAGCAUCAGACUUCCUGGGUUUGAUGAUGGCGGCUGCUUUUUCAAAGGGUUGUGCGUCCUGCAUCGCCUACCCACAUGAGGUCAUACGGACGAGGCUGCGCGAGGAAGGCAGCAAGUACAAAUAUUUCUUCCAGACGGGAAGGUUAAUAGCAGUGGAGGAAGGCUAUGCAGCUUUUUAUAGAGGACUCAUUCCACAGCUAAUUAGACAAAUCCCUAACACAGCCAUCGUCCUCUCCUCUUACGAACUCAUUGUCCAUCUGCUGGGAGACUCCAAGUGAAGACAAGUUGUGAAGCCAAUGAUGGAUUCCUCGCACGCAAAACUCAAGUCACACUGAGCAAGAGACUUUUGAAGAUGUAGCACAUACUGUUCGAAUUCUGAUGUGGUGCUACAGAGACUUUUACGGUGGAACUGAAGCAGAUUGUACUGUUAUCCAAAGAGCUAAACAGAUUAUUUUAUUGAAAGCUUGUUCGGAGUUUAUCAAAAUAAUUCUUGGAAGUCGUGGUACUUACUGAAACUCCAAACCUGUGAAAAAAAGGUCAUCUACUUAGACGACUAGUGUUAAGUUAACUAAGUUAUUUUAUGUUUUGUUAUUUUAUGACAGUGUUUGUUUCCUUUUAUCAGUGGUGAAUGUCCCAUCACACACAAACACACACACACACACACACGGGUUGACUCGUUAAGUUAUCAAAGGGAAGUUAUUCAGAUGCAGUGCAAGUAAUAUUGCUGUUCCUUGCAGUGUAAUGACCACCGACCAUUUUGAGAUUUGUUUCACAAAUACUGUUCUGGUUUUGAAUUACAAAGAAAGCAAUCAUAUUUUUCAUUAAUAUAUAUAUAAAUAUAUAUAUAUAUAUAUAUAUAAACAUAUAUACAGAUUUAUCUAUUUUUUCUUAGAAAAAGAUGGUCAUUGUUUCCAAUAUAAUAAGAACUUGGAUGCUUAUUUGACCAGUAGUUCAAUAAACUGCAUCAAGGAAAUGAUAUGAGUCGUUGGCUGACACCCAGGUGAGAAAUGUACUUUUAGUUUGUCUUACACGCAAUAGUAGUGCAGGGUUGUUGCACUGUCACUAUGGCUCAAUAACUGAUGACUGAUUAUGUGAGGCAAUAGUGUGCUGGUUCUGUUUUGAAAGCCAAUUAUACCGAUUGAUUCAUUUAGUGAGGACUUUAUACCUGGUGAUAACAUUAGGAUCUGGAUAAAAGACACAUACAAUACCAAGACUGAAAAAAGGAAUCUAUAGUCAGAGAUUUCUUUAGUGAAUUUAAUUUUAUUCCACUUUUAUAACUACGGUAAAUUUCUCUACAUACAAGCAUAGUGCCUUUAUUACAGUAAAGGCUCUCAUUUGCUUGUAACUUGUGGUUAUACUUCGACUGAACAUCCAGAAGUGUUUCCCAGACAUCAUACUGUUAUUUGCUGAGAAUAUGUUAUUGUUUCUACUAAUGUCCCAACCUCAGUCGCUUGGAUCUGAAAACAACUCUUCCACUAUCUCUGCAUAUCAUGCCUAUAAAAAUGAUUCUCCCCGUUGGA
Messenger RNA from Hippoglossus stenolepis (Pacific halibut), 2359 nucleotides. It is a transcript of the gene slc25a33, whose product is annotated as solute carrier family 25 member 33. Gene Ontology annotation, molecular function: pyrimidine nucleotide transmembrane transporter activity. Lineage: Eukaryota; Metazoa; Chordata; Actinopteri; Pleuronectiformes; Pleuronectidae. Gene Ontology annotation, cellular component: mitochondrion. The record is from RefSeq and is a predicted model, not a curated record. Bases 173 to 1117 code for a protein of 314 amino acids. The transcript has 7 exons. Gene Ontology annotation, biological process: pyrimidine nucleotide import into mitochondrion.